AAAACAAGCAGAAGAAGAAGUCGACACGUGUUUCCAAUAUGUCUGCCUAGUGUGUUGUUGAGUACUGGCAAGACUAUAAAUAAAUAGUUUCAUUUCGUUUUGUUUUUAACUUUGAACUCUAAGUUAUUAACUGUGAGUUGUAAAUAGAUAAAAGCGACGUAAUGGCUCAGAGAAAGAAGAAACUGACGAAGAAGAAGAAACACACGGCUAGCAGGGAGCCGCAGUCCGACUCUGACGGCGGAGACUUUGAGCUGGCUGCGGAGAUGAAAGACGACGACUCACCAGGUAGGAAGCUGCCGCGGUUCCCCGCAGCAUCAGAUUGCCUGUCAGAUGUGGAGCCUGACACCAGGGAGCUCGUCAGGGCCCAAAACAAGAAGAAGAAAAAGUCUGGAGGGUUUCAGUCCAUGGGUCUUAGCUUCCCCGUUUUCAAGGGUGUCAUGAAGAAGGGUUACAAAGUGCCUACCCCCAUUCAAAGAAAGACUAUCCCCAUGAUUCUGGAUGGAAAGGACGUCGUGGCGAUGGCUCGGACGGGCAGCGGUAAGACAGCUGCCUUCCUGGUUCCGAUGUUCGAGAAGCUGAAAGCUCCUCAAGCCCAAACAGGAGCCCGGGCGCUCAUCCUGGCCCCCACCAGAGAGCUGGCCCUGCAGACCAUGAAGUUCACAAAAGAGUUGGGAAAGUUCACGGGCCUGAAGACUGCUCUGAUCCUUGGUGGAGACAGUAUGGAGGACCAGUUUGCUGCUCUUCAUGAAAACCCUGACAUAAUCAUCGGCACUCCUGGCCGUCUCAUGCAUGUCGUCAGGGACAUGAACCUGAAGCUGCACAGCGUGGAAUACGUGGUGUUUGAUGAGGCUGACAGGUUGUUUGAAAUGGGUUUUGCUGAGCAGCUUCAGGAAAUCAUCCAGAGGCUCCCAGACACCAGACAGACUCUGCUCUUCUCUGCCACACUUCCCAAACUGUUGAUGGAGUUUGCCAGAGCGGGGCUGGUUGAACCGGUUCUGAUUCGCCUGGAUGUGGACUCUAAACUCAGUGACCAGAUUAAGUUGUCCUUCUUCCAUUUGCGUGUGGAUGACAAACCAGCGCUGCUGCUACACCUGCUGAGGAAUGUGGUGAAACCUCAGGAGCAGACGGUGGUGUUUGCUGCCACCAAGCACCAUGUAGAGUACCUGAAAGAGCUGCUGUCUAUUGAAGGGAUAGAGUGCUCCUACAUCUACAGUGCCCUCGAUCAGACAGCCAGGAAGAUCAACAUCGGGAAGUUUGUGCACCGGAAAGCCAUGGUGCUCCUGGUGACUGACGUCGCUGCCCGUGGUAUAGACAUCCCCCUGCUGGACAAUGUCAUCAACUACAACUUCCCUUCAAAGGCCAAACUCUUCCUGCACAGAGUUGGUCGUGUGGGGCGUGCGGGUCGCAGCGGGACAGCCUACAGUAUGAUUUGUCCUGAUGAGAUGCCAUUCGUCUACGAUCUCCACCUCUUUCUUGGAAGGCCCGUCCAGUUUGCCACAGCCGACCACACACAAGAUUCAGACGGUGUGUUCGGAAGAGUCCCUCAGAGCAUCUUGGAUGAUGAAAGUUCUCAUCUGAUUGUGGCUCAUGAGAAAUCCCUGGAGCUACAGAAUCUGCACCAUGUCUCAGAGAACGCUUACAAGCAGUAUCUAAAGUCCAGGCCGAACCCCUCCACAGAGUCCAUCAGACGGGUCAAAAACACAGAUGUGUCCACUAUGAUGGUGCAUCCAUUACUAGGUUCCGGUUUGGAGAAAAUGGAACUGGAGCGCCUUCAGAUAGUCGAUGCCAUUAAGGGAUAUAGAUCCAAAUCUACUAUUUUUGAAAUCAACUCAAGCAGUAAGACACCUGCAAGUGAGGUGAUGCGAAAGAAACGCUCAAAGGACACACGAUUAGUGGACAAAUUCAGUAAGCACAGAGACGACCUGGCUGCAGAAAGCAGGCUGCAGCAGUCCAAAUCAGCUGCUAAUAGUGGCCUGAUGCACAGCACAGGCCAGGACGACAAGGACCUAAAGGGGGUGUUUUCAGAGGUGGUUGGUGGUAAGAGAAAAAACACAAAGGAAGAUGGAGAGGAGCGUCCAAAGAACAAGAAAAUCAGGCAAAUGGGUAAAGACGAGGAGUAUUUCAUCCCUUACAGACCUAAAGACUUUGACUCAGAGCGAGGGUUGAGUCUCGGUGGAGAGGCCAGUCAUUUUGAACAACAAGCCUCCUCCGCUGUCCUCGACCUGAUGGGAGACGAGGGCGAUCAGCUAAAUCAGCACAAGAAACACAUGAAAUGGGACCGUAAGAGGAAGCGUUUUGUAAGAGAAUCGGGAAAGGAGGACAAGAAGAAGAGGAUGAAAACAGAGAGUGGUCAGAUCGUUAGCAACAAGAAGAAGAACUUUUAUGAGGAGUGGAAGAAAAAGUACAAGGUUGACGAUGCAGGAUAUGGAUCUGAUGGAGAAGCAGCAGCAGCAGGAGGAAGGAGGGGGUCAGCAAGAGGUCGUGGCCGCCGAGGCGCCAACCCCCGCCCUUCUGCCGGACCCCAGGUGACGUCCGGCGGCCGCAGAAUACGCUCGGAGCUGAAAACGAGUGCGCAGAUAAUGAAGACCCGCAAACACAAGCAGAAGCAGCAGUUCCUGCAGAAAGGAGGGAUGAAGAAAAUCCGUUCCAAGAACAAACAGUGGCUGGGAGAGGUGAAGAAGUCCGGCUUCGGGCGCGGCGGCCAGAAGAAGGGCAAGAUGAGGAAGAGACUGUGAGAAGGACGCAUACAAGAGGGCCGGCGGGUGGCACCAUGAGUGUUUUUAGUGCUUUCGAAUUUAGAAAGAGCAAUCUACUGAACUGGACUCUUUAAAAAUAUCAACACUGAUUAAUAAUCAGAAAAAUACAUUUUCUGUUUUUGUUAAAAGUUUUAAUAAACUUCCAGGAAAAGUGA
This is a messenger RNA of Nothobranchius furzeri (turquoise killifish), 2911 nucleotides long. RefSeq names its product DEAD (Asp-Glu-Ala-Asp) box polypeptide 54 (gene ddx54). NCBI's taxonomy places the organism in Eukaryota, Metazoa, Chordata, Actinopteri, Cyprinodontiformes, Nothobranchiidae. Gene Ontology annotation, molecular function: RNA helicase activity; ATP binding; RNA binding. The record is from RefSeq and is a predicted model, not a curated record. Gene Ontology annotation, cellular component: nucleus.